Molecule: messenger RNA, 1155 nt
Organism: Pochonia chlamydosporia 170
Lineage: Eukaryota; Fungi; Ascomycota; Sordariomycetes; Hypocreales; Clavicipitaceae
Product: MEAB protein
Exons: 4
Coding region: 1-1155 (384 amino acids)
Cellular component (GO): RNA polymerase II transcription regulator complex
Molecular function (GO): DNA-binding transcription activator activity, RNA polymerase II-specific; transcription cis-regulatory region binding
Source: RefSeq, a predicted model, not a curated record
AUGGCCGAAGAGAUGUCCAUCGAUAACAAGCCCAACCCUCCCCGCGACGAGUCUGACGACUCUGUCGAUUCAACUCCCGAAAGAGAGCAAAACGCCUCUGCACCCGUCUCUGGUAACAGCAACAAUGCUGUCCAAGACGCCCAGCAGCCGAAGCGGAAGGGUGGUCGCAAACCGAUCUAUGCUACUUCAGAGGAGCGCAAGCAGCGCAACCGGCAGGCACAGGCUGCGUUCCGUGAGCGCCGGACUGAGUACAUCAAACAGCUUGAGGAGACUAUUCGGGUACACGAAUCCAACUUGCACAACCUCCAAUCCGCUCAUCGCAAUGCCGCCGACGAAUGCUUGAUGCUUCGGUAUAAGAACUCGCUGCUUGAGCGAAUUCUUCUCGAGAAAGGCAUCGAUGUUCAGGCCGAAUUGCAAGCCAAGGCCGACAGUCCCAAUCUCGGGCCUGCGCAUGUUCCCCAGAACAUGGUGCAACCGCCUCCAAUUCAGAGACCUAUCAUGAAUCGUCAGCAUCACAAUCGGAAGUCAAACUCUAGCAUUGCCCCGAAACUAGAGCCAGGAUCCGGCUUACAAGCUCACAAAUCCGCCACCUCUCCUAAGAACCGUCCCACGCCAUCAUCCCACUCCAACUCACCCAGCAAUGGCGGUUCAAACUUUUCUCCUGCCCCGUCUGACAGCGCUUCCAUGCGAGGCUCCAUCUCGGGGCUUGCUCGUCAACAACUCUCUCUUGGCGGUGCUGCUCAGCCUUCUCGAACCUCUUUGCUGCAAUCUGGUACACCCCGCAGUGUCGCCGGUGCGGGAGCCUCCUUUUACCCAACCCCGGCGUUCCAAAGCCAGGUUGAACCACUCGACACCGACUAUGAUAACCAAGCCGACAUGGUUGACGACUCUGAAAUUGAGACCCCCAGUGGGCAUGGUGGAUUUGGCGCCGCCUUCAACAGCGACACCACUCAGCCGAUGCUGCUCUCUCCCACCUCGACUGGCCCUGCCCAUCAUGAGCAAGGGGGACAUCAGGCGUCGGUGUCAAACCACCACUUCCCAUCCAUGACUCAGCUGCUCGACCACCAGAACCUCGACUGGGACCCCUUCGGACUGAGCGCCAGCAUGGCUUUCCCCAGUCAACAAUUCCCAUUUGACCAGGCGAGCAUGCGAUGA